AUGGCACGAACAACAUCGGACGUUCGAGGGCCCGCCGUCGAUGACUCGCAGGAGCCAUCGACGACCUUCAUAUUUGGCCCGCAUAUUGGGACCUUUACCAAGCAAUCAAUGGACAAACAUGUCCGGCCCAUAUCGCAAGGACCUCACCGAGAAUGGAUUCUAGAGGCAAUCGCCGGGCUGCCCGACUAUUGGGAAGCCCUCACGGAAAAGAUGCCUGAAGUCGGUGCAGCCAUUUCGGGCCACAAGCAGCUAGGCGACUUAGAUUCAUGGUUUCGACAAGGACAGACGGAUAUGUCGCCAGAUUCCCAGCUGCCCAACAUCAUCAUCACUCCUCUGGUGGUGCUCAUACAGCUCACGCAGUAUUGGCAAUACCUUGAGCUCACACAAGAUACGAGUGCCGGCGGAGACCUUCAUGCCAACCUGGUUUGCCAGCAGCAGAAGCAAUCACAAAACGUUAACAAGUUUGAAACCCUGGGAUUCUGUGGAGGCAUGCUGGGCGCCAUCGCUGUGGCCAGCGCGCAUAACCGGCAAGGGCUUGAAAAGUACGGCGCCGUGGCGGUACGUCUAGCGAUGCUCCUGGGCGCACUGGCCGACGCGCGCAACGUGUGGGACAGCAACAGGGGCAAGGGCCCGGCUACAUCAUUUGCAGUGGCAUGGAUUAGCCCCAAGCAGGGCGAAGACGUGCGGCGCAUCAUUGAGGCUCUGUCACCUGAUGCGUACCUGGCCGUUGUGUUUGAUGCCACCCGUGCCACAGUCAUCACAACUCAGACCACGGCGCCGCUACUAUCGAAGCGGCUUCGGGCAGAAGCUGGGGCGAUCGUACACGAUCUGGGCAUGCGGGCUUACAUUCACAGUCCUGAUCCGGCCUGGAAUAUCUAUGCCGACAUGCUCGUCGAAAUGUGCAAUUCAAUGAAGGAUUUGCAGUAUCCGGAUGUGGCCGAGAUGGCACUGUCAACAUAUAACAACCGCGCCGAAGGGAAGGCGGUGCAGGCUUCGAAUGUUACUGAAAUGCUUGUAAGGGGCAUUUUGGUGCAGCAGUGCGACUGGUUCGGAACUUUUUCGGCUAUGAUCAAGGAGAAGCAGCCGCUAUUGGUUACUUUGGGCCUGCAAAGGUGUGUACCUCCGAGUCUAAUGCGGCGAGUAGGAAAUCGGCAGGUGUACGUUCCUGAGGAUGCGGCACGUCUUUCACCACCUGUGAAGCCUCGAGCUGAGGCACAAGAGGAAUCUUCUGUCUCAUCUCCGGCGCAAUCCCACCAGCAGCUACCCUCACCGUCGGACCUUGACAGUGACAAGGACACGAUCGCCGUUAUUGGCAUGUCUGUUAAGACAGCGGGAGCCGAUGACCUGCUGGAGUUUGCCGAUAUGCUCAAAACGGGGAAGAGUCAGCACGAGCGUAUCACUAGAGACCGUAUACCGCACGAUAUGCUGUUUCGUGAAGACCCCGAAGGCCAGCGAGAAUGGUACGGCUGCUUUGUGCGUGACUCGGACGCUUUUGACCACAAGUUCUUCAAGCGUAGCCCACGCGAGUCCGUCGCCAUCGACCCACAAGGUCGCAUUGCACUUGAGCUGGCCUACCAGGCCGUGGAGCAGUCCGGCUACUUCUCAGCUUCUCAUGAAGACAGCCACGUCGGCGUCUACCACGGUGUAGCGGCCGUUGAUUACGAUCAGAACGCCUUUAGCAACGAGCCAAACGCUUUCACAGCCACUGGACAACUUAGAAGCUUCAUCAGCGGGAGGUUGUCGCACUUCUUUGGCUGGACCGGCCCAAGUAUGACGUUUGAUACAGCCUGCUCAUCUUCUAUGGUGGCUAUCCAUACAGCUUGUCUCAACCUCCUGGCUGGUGAAUGUACGGCUGCCCUCGCAGGUGGCUCCAGCAUCAUCACCAGCAUGCUUUGGCAUCAAGACAUGGCUGCUGGGAGCUUUCUCAGUCCAACAGGCCAAUGCAAGCCGUUUGAUGAUAAUGCGGAUGGAUACUGUCGCGCCGAGGGAUUUGGCUUUGUCUUUUUGAAGAAACUGUCGGAUGCGGUACGAGACGGCAAUACCGUACUGGCUACUAUUCCCAGCACAGCCGUUUACCAGAAUCAGAACUCCACGCCCUUGUUUGUGCCUAACUCACCGUCCCUUUCCCGUCUGCUCAAGGAUGUGGUGCGUAAGGCAGAUCUGGAAGCGAAAGAAGUGUCUUUCGUUGAGGCACAUGGCACGGGUACAGCUGUAGGCGAUCCGGCUGAGUAUGAUAGUAUCCGCUCCGCCCUCGGAGGGCCAGCGUCUGGCCGUGAAAGGAAUCUGGCCAUUGGAUCAGCCAAAGGAUUCGUGGGCCACGCGGAGGGGGCAUCAGGUGUUAUUUCACUCAUCAAGGUCAUUAUGAUGAUGCAACAACGCUUCAUUCCGCCCCAGGCCAGCCACACAAAUAUGAACCAUAACAUUGAUGUACGGCAGGAUGACAUGAUGGAGGUGGUCACUGAUCUGCGGUCAUGGGAUCACGACCACAAGGUUGCCCUCAUCAACAAUUACGGUGCAUGCGGUAGCAAUGCGUCCAUGAUUGUCGCUCAAGCAAAGGAGCCGUCGAGUCGCAUAUCCAGAAGCACCGAUGAGAACCGCCAAUAUCCCUUUUGGAUUCCCGGUCUUGAUUCUCGGGCCAUCACAGCUUACUGCACCAAAUUAGUUUCGUACCUGCCUUCAUUACACAACGGCCCCAGCUCGCUCGCUGAUAUCUCCUUCAAUAUCGGCCGACAGUCUAACCGUGGCCUGGCGGAGGGCUACAUCUUCACCUGCAGUUCUCUUACUGAGCUUGAUCAAAAGUUGCGGCUGGGGGCGGCGGCUUCUGACCUAGGUGCUGCUGGCAUCACUAAAGUCAAGGCUGAGAGGCCGGUCAUCCUGUGCUUUGGCGGCCAAAUUUCACUCUACGUUGGGCUAGGCCGUAAUUUUUAUGAAAGUAUGGCCGUCUUUCGCCAGCAUCUGGACCGUGUUGACUCGGUGGUGACGUCUCUGGGUGAACCGAGCAUCUUCCCAGGCAUUUUCUCGCGCGAACCUGUCCGGAAUCCCGUCAAGCUGCAGACUAUGUUGUUUGCAAUGCAGUACGCCUGCGCAAAGAGUUGGGAGGAUUGUGGUCUCAAGUCAAGAAUUGCAGCAGUUGUUGGCCAUUCUUUUGGUGAGAUUACUGCUCUAUGCGUGGCUGGUGCGCUGAAACUACAAGAUACCGUCCGCCUCGUCAUAGAGAGGGCCAAGUUGGUGCGCGAUUCGUGGGGACCUGAAUCGGGCGCAAUGAUGGCUAUUGAGGCCGAUGAGUCGGUCGUCCACGAACUUGUACAAGAGGCAAAUCGCACCCUUAAUUCAGAUGGCUCAGUUAGCAUUGCGUGCUACAACGGUCCGCGCAGCUUCACGCUGGCUGGAACCACGGCUGCUGUAGACGCAGUACAACUCCUCAUCCAUGGCAAAUUUCCCCAUAUAAGGAGCAAACGGCUCAGUGUGACCAAUGCAUUCCAUUCCAAGCUUGUUGAGAAAUUGUUGGAAGGCUUGGAGCAGAUUGGUAAGGGGAUAGAGUUCCAACCGCCUGUCAUCCCCAUCGAACGCGCCACAGAAGAGGCGAGCAAUGGAAAGUUGGAUUGGACCUUUGUUCGCCAACACAUGCGCCAGCCUGUCUAUUUCAACCAUGCAGUGCAGCGCUUGUCUAAGAAAUAUCCGCAAGCCAUCUUCUUGGAGGCUGGUUCGAACUCCACCAUCACGGUCAUGGCAGAACGGGCGCUGGCUCAGACUUCACAACGCGACCAACACUUCCAAAGCCUUUCCGUGACCAAUUGUGAGUCUGGCUUCGACGGCCUAACGAAUGCCACGGCCUCGCUGUGGAAACAGGGUCUACGGGUGAUGUUUUGGGCUCACCACCAGCUGCAGUCGCCCGAGUACACAACGUUGGUCCUGCCGCCGUACCAGUUCGACAAAUCAUCGUCCUCGCGGCACUGGCUUCCGAUCCAGUCUCCAUUGGAAGAAGUCAAGCGUAGAGCCGCCAGGGUGCUCCUAGAACAAAGCGUUUCACUUCCAAGAGAAGAGGAUCACAAGAGGCGAUUGGCGAUGUGGGACUUUAUCGGAUACCAGGACAGCAGCAAGAAGCAUUCCCGUUUCCGCAUCAACCCCAAAUCAGACCGUUACAUGGAACUCGUCUCGGCCCACGUAGUUGCCCACACGGCGCCCAUCUGCCCAGCUACGCUCGAAUUCGACAUAAUGAUUGAAGCCGUGCUCAGCCUCCAUCCGGAAUGGAAGGAGGCAGGCACCAUGCAGCCCGCCGUGCGUGACAUGGUCAACCACUCUCCUAUCUGCUUCGAUCCGUCGCGUGUCUUCUAUCUGGACCUGGUGGAGACUGAUCCUGGUCAGGAGUGGAAUGCCCGCUUCUUCAGCGUGGAAAAUGAAUCGGGUAGACAGGAUAUACAUGUGGAUGCAUGUGUGCAAGUGCGCUCGUUGGAAGACCGCCAAUAUACCAAGGAGUUUUCACAGUUGACUCGUUUGGUCAGUCACAGCCGGACUCAGGAACUUCUCCAUGCUCGCCUGGACGACGACGGGGUGGAAAUACUGCAAGGCCGCCAAGUAUAUCGGGCCUUUGGCAAGGUUGUGGACUAUUCCGACAUCUACCGCGGCGUGCGCUAUGUCGUGGGAUGCGGGAAUGAGUGCGCUGGCGUGGUGCAGCUGGAUACGAAGCACCGGCGCAGCGACACAUGGCUUGACGUGCCACUAAGUGACUCCUUUGCGCAGAUCGGUGGUAUGUGGACCAACCUCAUGAGUCCGGAGACGUCCACAGCGAGCGAUGACAUUUACAUUGCCAAGGGGGUUGAGUUGCUGAUGCGGGCACCAAGCCAUAAGAUGGCCGAGCAUGCUGCCAUCGAUAUGUGGCACGUGUAUGCGCGCCAUGCGCGACAGGGCGAGAAGUCCUACACUACGGACAUGUUCAUCUUCAAUCCCACGACGGGAGAGCUUGUUGAAGUCAUGCUGGGCGUACAAUGGGGCCGUGUGGCGAAGGCGUCCAUGAGCCGGAUGCUGCAGAUGAGGACCAAGGACGAGUCGGUUUUGCGCCUCAGCCCUGUGCCUAAUGUCCACUCACAUCAACCCAAGGCUGCUCCUCGGAGUGCUGAGAUCAACUCUGCGCCGGCAGGCAGCUCUUCCAAACAAAAGCCCUCGCCGAAGAGAAAGGCACAAUCUGGGUCAUCCUCAGUCCGACGAGAUAUGACGGACGAAGUGCGCAGCUUGGUAGCCCGUAUAACGGGGAUAGAAGCCAGCGAGCUGGAGCUGGAUGUCGAGAUUACCGACUAUGGCAUCGACUCGCUCAUGGGAAUGGAACUUGGGCGUGAGGUGGAGAGAAUGUUCAAAUGCACGUUGGAUCAGGCCCAGCAGAUGGAAGCUACGACGCUACGCAAGUUUGUGGCAUGCGUAGAGAACGCGCUGUUCGGCCAGGAUGCUUCUGAGGCUACCGAUGAGAGGCCCCCACCGACAGAACCGGAAAUGCGAUCAUCCAACGUGAAGUCCAAAGACAUGACGGAGGCAGUCCGUAACCUCGUCGCCACCGUGACAGGGCUGGACCCCAACGAAAUGCCACUUGAUGCCGAAAUCGCGGACUUCGGCAUCGACUCUCUUAUGGGCAUGGAGCUCGGCCGCGAGGUCGAAAGGGUCUUUGCAUGCACGCUGGAUCAGACUGAGCAGCUAAACGCCAAUACUCUGCGCAAGUUCGUCGUGUGUGUCGAGAACGCUGUGUUUAGGGAGAAGAAAGAAGUGACGAGAGAAGAGCAAGACCAGGAACAAUCUGGCGACGAAGAAGGCUUCUCGGGAAGCUCGUCGGCAGUUGUUCUUGUUGAGCACGACGCAGUCUUUUCAGACAGUUGGUCAGAGUCAAGCGCUCUUUUGACGCCGCCGCCGGAGGCGAAGCCAACGACAAGCCCGCUGGUGUUGUCGAUGUCGGAUGUUCUUACCUCGUUUGGCCAAGUAAAGCUAGCCACCGACCGGAGCCUUAGCGACUAUCACCUGGACCAGUUUGAGAGGUCCUACUUGGCUGAUAGCAACCGCCUCUGUACUGCCCUGGUCGUCGAGGCGUUUGACAAGCUUGGGUGCCAUCUUCGCACCUCUGCCGCUGGCCAACCACUGAACCGUGUACGGUUCGCCCCUGAGCACACCCGACUCGGACAAUGGUUGUACAACUUUUUGGAGAGAGAUGCGCGCCUGGUCGAUAUCAACCAUAGCACCGGGCAGGUGACGCGCACUUGGCUGACAGUGCCGCCUAAGACCAGCCAUGCGAUGCUGCAGGAUUUGCUGGCCCAGCAUCCUAACUUCGCCGCAGUCAGCCGGCUGACCUAUCACGUCGGUCAGCAGCUGGCGUCCGAGUUGAGCGGCAAGGCAGAUGGCCAGAGCGUCCUAUUUGGCAGUCCAGAUGGUUUAAAGUUGAUAGCGGCUCUGUAUACCGAGUUUCCGUUCUUCCGCGCUGGCUACUCCCAGAUGUGCGAAAUAGUGAAGGGUGUUCUCGAGCGCCUUCCUGCCAGCCACCAGGGAGAGACGUUCAGGGUGCUCGAGGUGGGAGGUGGGACCGGAGGACUGACGCGCGUCAUGGCGUCUCUUUUGGCAUCCCUGGAUCGGCCGGUUGAGUACACCUUCACGGAUGCAUCGCCCAUCAUGGUGGCUGACGCUCGCCGCCACUUGGAGCACCAGUACCCCUUUAUGCGCUUUGUUGUUCAUGACAUGGCGAACGUUGCUGGCCAAGAGCUGCGUGGACAACAUCUUGUGCUGGCCAACACCUCCUUUAAGGUGACAUCAUUGUCCAACGUGCGGCCUGUUUUGCGGUCGGACGGCUUCCUCGUGACAUUACAGAUGACCGGUGCCUUACCCUGGGCCUCUCUCAUCUUUGGCCUGCUCGAGGACGGGUUCCAGCAUGCGCCCGUGGCCCUUGAGCAUUGGGAACGCGAACUGCAUGCCGCCGGCUUUGGUCAUGUCGACUGGACCGAUGGAAACACAUCGGCCAAUGCGUACCAGAAGGUUAUCAUGGCCAUAGCUUCAGGCGGCCAGGGUCCGCGACUACCAAAGUCAUCAGCCCCAACAAAGGUAACAAGAGUUGACGAUGGUGCACGGACAACGGAGGUAGAGAGACUGGUGCAACAAUAUGCCAGUGGCUGGGCCACGCCACAAUUGCUUCGCUUCAAGGCAAAGAUGCAAGACAACGGCAGAGCACCCAACCGUGGCGCCGUUGUCCUCGUAACUGGUGCUACGGGAAGCUUGGGGUCACACAUUGUGCAAAAGCUGGCGGAAAACCCCUCCGUAGCCCAGGUCGUAUGCGUCAACCGCGAUUCCAUCAGCGUGCCCGCCCUCAAACGACAGCAAGACGCUUUCCAGGAAAGGAACAUUAAGUUGAAACCUGCAGCCCGCGCGAAGCUCCGUGUGCUGGCCACAGACACGGCCAAGGCGCAACUCGGCCUGCCUGUCCACGAAUACACCUGGCUCGUGCAAAAUAUCACUCACAUUAUCCACAAUGCCUGGCCGAUGAGCUGGACACGCACCGUCUCCGCAUUCGCGCCGCAGCUUCAGUCCAUGAGGAACCUGUUGGACCUGGCGCGCGAGGCGGCCAUAGCGCCUAGCCGGAACAGGGUCCUAGUCGGCUUUCAGUUUGUCUCGUCAAUUGGCGUCGUCGGCAACUCCGGCACUACUGGUCGCGUUCUCGAGCGCCGCCUCCCCGUCUCGGCCACGGUGCCUAUUGGGUACGCCGAGGCAAAAUGGGCCUGCGAGGCGCUCCUCGACGAAACCCUUCACAAGUUCCCUGCCCUGUUCCGUCCCCACGUGACCCGCCCGGGACAGAUUGCGGGCUCGUCAACGAGUGGCUAUUGGAACACUAUCGAGCACCUGCCCUUCUUCCUCAAGUCUGCUCAGGCCUUGGGCGUCUGGCCCGACCUGGACGGCAUCAUGCAGUGGGUGCCUGUCGAUCUCAGCGCGGGAGUCAUGGCCGAUCUCAUUUUGAACCCCGGCGCGUCUCACCCUGUCUACCACGUCGACAACCCCGUCGGCCAACAAUGGAAGGACAUGAACCGAGUCCUGGCCCGCGCUCUGGGCAUUCCUGAGUCGACCGAAUUUAUCCCCUUGAUAGACUGGGUCAAACGCGUCAGGGCCUCGCCUCUCGUGCCCGAGACAGAGAAUCCCGCCGCAAGACCUGGUAUGCCGGACUGGCUGGAGACCAACUUUGAACGGAUGGCCUGUGGGGGACUGAUUUUGAAUACCGAACGGGCCAAGGAGCAUAGCCGCACCAUGGCAAGGGAGGUCGGACCUGUCAGUCCGGAGAUGGUGUCCAGGUUUAUGGAUUAUUGGAGGAAAGUGGGCUUUCUGCAUUAA
This is a messenger RNA of Aspergillus pseudotamarii, 8343 nucleotides long. RefSeq lists its product as uncharacterized. Gene Ontology annotation, biological process: secondary metabolite biosynthetic process; fatty acid biosynthetic process. Gene Ontology annotation, molecular function: phosphopantetheine binding; 3-oxoacyl-[acyl-carrier-protein] synthase activity; fatty acid synthase activity. The record is from RefSeq and is a predicted model, not a curated record. The coding region runs from base 1 to 8343 and encodes 2780 amino acids. Lineage: Eukaryota; Fungi; Ascomycota; Eurotiomycetes; Eurotiales; Aspergillaceae. The transcript has 3 exons.